This is a messenger RNA of Spizellomyces punctatus DAOM BR117, 1988 nucleotides long. Its product is annotated as amylase. The record is from RefSeq and is a predicted model, not a curated record. The transcript is spliced from 7 exons. Gene Ontology annotation, biological process: carbohydrate metabolic process. NCBI's taxonomy places the organism in Eukaryota, Fungi, Chytridiomycota, Chytridiomycetes, Spizellomycetales, Spizellomycetaceae. The coding region runs from base 371 to 1870 and encodes 499 amino acids.
GUUCCAACAAAGAUCCGCCCUUGUACGCGCAGUAUUGGGUGUGCAGAAAUCUUGGCAGAUAACUUUGGCGUGGUGGACUGCACACCAGAGUGUGCUUGUCACGUUUUCGUUGAACAACGACGGCAUUCUUUGAUGAUACAAAAAUCCCCCAUCUUUUUUGCAAAAGCCGAAUUCUAGCACCAAUCCAGCAGAAGAAGAACAAAAUUGGAGGAAACGCGUAAAGGGUAUAGUACGCUAGUUUUUAGUGAGCUAUAGAUCAUUUGUGAACCGCCAAACAAACAAAAUCAAAGAAAAAAACCUUGUAAUUUUUCAGUGUUGCAAGUAACUUGGUUUUAUAAAUAUAGUGGGCCUGCCACUUUUAAAUUCCACCAUGACCACCAGUUCAAGUUCAGAUUUUCCUUCGGGGUUCACCAUCUAUGAAAUCCCUGCCCGUCCGUACCUCUACAGCUUAUCUUCCCAACCGCAACCCCUGUCCUCUGUCCCCGAUACCGCGCUCGACACACUCGCAUCCCGUGGUGUACAUAUGGUUUGGUUACAGGGCGUUUGGCGAUUGGGUACAUAUGGACUUGAGCAGGUGGAUAAAGUUGAAUCGGGACGACUCAAGAGUUAUCGGGAGGCGUUGGUGGAUUUUCGGAUGGAGGAUGUGAUUGGGUCGCCUUAUGCUGUUUUUGAAUAUACGGUGAAUCCAGAGUUGGGCGGUGAUGAGGCUCUAAAGGAGUUUAGGAAGCGGUUGAAGCAACGGGGCAUCAAGUUGAUGUUGGAUUUUGUGCCCAACCAUGUAGCAGUGGAUUCAGUGUGGGCGACACAACCCGAUACCCAAGACUAUUUCGUGCGUAAACCAUCCGACACAAGUAUCGGGCGUGGCAUCGAGUUUGAUAGUCAAGGACGUGCUUAUGGACGGGAUCUUUACUCUGGCGCAUGGAUCGAUACACUUCAACUCAACUACUGGAACCCCCGACUCCGGACCGCGAUGAUGAACGCAUUGUUAAAGGCUGCGUCGUUAUGUGAUGGUUUACGAGUGGAUAUGGCCAUGUUGUCUGUGAAUAGUGUGAUCGAGCAGGUAUGGGGUCCGAUACACCGAGCGAAUGGGUACACAGCUCCCCAAACCGAGUUUUGGUUGGAAGCAAUCCAACGACUCCGAUCGGCGUACCCGUCCUUUUACCUCAUGGCCGAAGUUUACGAUUGGCCAAACUUUAAUCCGCCGCUGGAUGUUCAGCUGCAAACAAUGGGGUUUGACGCAACGUAUGCGAAAGCCUUGUACGAUCGCCUCGUGAAUCCGCAUUUGGAUAAUUUGAGGAGCACGUUGGGAGCAGAUGGGAUGAAGAUGGUGCGUCAUGUGCAUUUUGUGGAGAACCAUGAUGAAGUUAGGGCGCCUGUGCAUUUUGGGGGGUACGAACAGGCUAUGGCGGGUGCGGUUGCGAGUUUAACGUUGCCGGGGCCGAGGUUGAUGUGGUUUGGUCAGUGGGAAGGCAAACGAAACCGUCUUCUCGUCCAACUUCGCCGAUCCUACCCAGAACCGAUCCACGCACCCACUCAAUCCCUGUACAAUACACUCGUCCCUCUGCUCGCCCACCCGACCAUGACACACGGAACAUGGACGCUCGAGACUGUUGUUCCGGAACAGUCCAACACAGGUUGGCGUCUCGUCGCAUGGAAAUGGACGUACUCGGAUCGGAGGCUUGUGGUCGUGAACUUGUCGGAUACUUAUGGGGAUGGACGGAUAAAGUUGCCUGAAGUGACGGGGAGUGGUGGGGUGGAGGUUCUCGAGGCGUUGAGUGGGGUGACUUAUCAAAGGGAUCGGGAGGAAUUGAGGAAUAAGGGGUUGUGGGUGGUUUUGAAACCUUGGCAAACUCAGAUGUUUGUGUAUUGAUGGCAAAAGUUACUUUGUGUGUGUGUAUGUGUUUUUCUUUGAUUUUGUACUCUGUGUACAGCAUACUGUUGAGCAGUCAUGCUAAAGAAAACAAACAAAAAAAUAAUAGAUAUACCCC